AUGUGGUUCGCUCAAGCGGAAGCUGUGUUUGAUAGACAUGGAAUUGAAAUGGAAUUAGCAAAAGUUCAAAUCGUUGCUCAAGUAGAUUCGGAAUCGCUUCGUUGCGUGCGACACAUCGUUAUGGCAAAUCCAGAACCGGAAAACGUGUACACUCAAAUAAAAAACGAAUUAAUAUCUCAUUUCGCAAUUUCUAAAGAAUCUCGAGUUUUACAAAUGAUCCGAGGAGACGUUAUAAUUAGUGGGAAACCGUCACAAAUGCUAAGUAGACUUAGAAGUUUAAAUACAGGCGAGUGUACUGACGACGUACUAAAAGCAAUUUUUAUUUCGAAACUUCCCCACCAACAUCAAUUAGCUCUUGCAUCUUUUAAUCAAUUACCAUUGAACGAAUUAGCUGAAAAGGCCGAUAGUAUGGCAGAUAUAGAUAGAUUAGCUAGUAUUCAAAACGCGGCUGUUAACAUAGAGGCUCCUCCAGCCCCAGCGACCGAUAAAGUCGAAAUUUUAGCGGCUGAGGUAGCAUCUUUAAAAGCAGAAUUUGAAAAAUCAACAAACCGCAAAUCUCGCGAUCUUAAACGUAAUGAUUAA
Molecule: messenger RNA, 582 nt
Organism: Leptopilina heterotoma
Lineage: Eukaryota; Metazoa; Arthropoda; Insecta; Hymenoptera; Figitidae
Exons: 2
Coding region: 1-582 (193 amino acids)
Source: RefSeq, a predicted model, not a curated record